This is a messenger RNA of Carassius auratus (goldfish), 3587 nucleotides long. RefSeq names its product putative nuclease HARBI1. NCBI's taxonomy places the organism in Eukaryota, Metazoa, Chordata, Actinopteri, Cypriniformes, Cyprinidae. The transcript is spliced from 10 exons. The record is from RefSeq and is a predicted model, not a curated record. Bases 2138 to 3208 code for a protein of 356 amino acids.
CAACAAUCAGAGUAUGAAUCUCAACAACGGUGACAAACAGCAUACCGUAAAACUUCAAAUAAUAGCCGAGUCCCAAAUAGACGCCUGUCUCUUUUAAACGCCUGGUGUGACAACAGGUUUGGGUAAAUAAAGGCCGGUCUCAAAUAGAGGCCUGGGGCCUGUUGCACAAAAGUAGAAUUAAGACAUCCGGGAUAAAUGACUAAGCUGAGCUCAAUAAAGCCAAAACAUGUGCGUCCAGGCUUAAUUGGUUGCACAAAGACCAAGCCAGGAUGAGCAGACACGGAUUCAUUAAGCCAGGUGAAACCAAUCCUGGAUAGGUGCGCGCUCACGGCUCACUCAAAUAGACCCCGCCACAGAUCACAGAUUAACUGAUUUACCAUGGCAACUAGAGCCGCGUACUUUUCCCCGUCGGAAGCACAAAUCCUCAUGGAGGCAUACGAGGAGGUAAAAGAUAUAAUUAAGAAGAAAGGCAACACCGCCACAGUGAUAAAGCAAAGAGAAAAAGCGUGGCAAAGUAUUGCAGACCGCCUGAAUGCGUAAGUAGUGCACAAUUACACACUCACCGCUCCGCUGAAACGUCACAAUUACAAAUCAAAUAUUUAAUUCACAUCUCCAAAAACGCAGUUGUACUGUAAUUAUGAAACGGUUCAUUUUUUUAUUGAAAUGCACUGCAUAUAUGAGUGAAAUUGUGUAACGUAACUCCAUCACACUGUAUAAAGCUAUGAUAUAUUAUUAUUAAAGCCUUACAUUAUUAUUUUACGUUACUACGCUCAGUGCGGUUUAAUAUUAGCCGUUGUACUCUGCUUAUUAUGUUGUCCACCGGUUUUUUUGUGUUUCCCCUGCUUUUAUUAAUGUAAAGCAGCUUUGACCGAAUGAAACAAUUGUGAAAAGUGCUAUAUAAAUAAAAUUUUCUUGAAUACAUAGAUGAGCUAUAAUAAUAAUCACUUUAAUUUAUAUAGCGCCUUUCAAAGGACCCAAGGUCGGUUGCUCACUGCACUGCAAAAAUGUCUUUCUUACUUAGUAUUUUUGUCUUGUUUUCAGUAAAAAAAAAAAAAAUCUAAAAAAAAUCUUAAAUAUUUUCUAGAGCAAAAUAACCUAGGAAAAUAAGCAAAAAACUCUGCCAGUGAAACAAGAGAACUUUUCUAAAAGUAAGUGUUUAUGGAAAAAGUAAACUUAUUUCAAGAGAAUUUUUCUUAUUAUAUUGACAGAUAUUUAAAUUUUUUGCUUGUUUUAAGCACACAUUUACUUGAAGUUUAUAUUUUUGGUCUAAACCUAUACUUAUUUUGCUAGGUCAUUUAGAAAAUCAAGAAAAUACAUCUUUAUUGUUUUUUUUUUAUUAUUUUUACUGAAAACAAUACAAAAAUACCAAGUCAUUUUUGUCAGUGUGACUCCAUUAAAUGUUCUUGUGAUAAAUAAUGUGUGUGUGCGCGUGUGAUGUAGAUUAAACAUGAACAGGCCAAAACGGACAUGGCAGCAGGUCAAAAUCAAAUACAAGAACAUUCUGCAGAAUGCAGUGAAAAAGAAUACCCACAGACAAGGCACGGGUGGUGGGUCACCAAAGGCUGACCUUACCCCAGCAGAGGACAUGGCCUUGGAGCUAAAUAAAGGCAGGCCCGUCUUAGAGGGGAUCCCUGGGGGGAAAGAGACGAGCAUAGGUCCCUCCCAAGAUGCCACCCGCUUCAUUCAAGUGUCUGGCAGCACUGUGUUCCUGUUAGAGCCACCAGCACAAGCACCAGACGAUGCUGAUCCAGGUGAAAGCCCCAGUGCAGCAGCAACAGCACAUGAUGGAGACGAUGAUGAGGAGGAGACCAUCUCUCUGGAUUCCAGAAGGCAUGAGGACCCAGAUGCUAUACAGUGGGAAAACCAGCCUGGCAACAUAAGCUCACAAGCUAUCAGAAAGUUGUAUGGCAACCACCUCCGGCGCCAAAUAGAACUGGCAGACAUAGACAUUCAGUACAAGAAGAAAAAGAUAGAAAAUCUUGCACUGGAGUCCGAAAUAAAAAAGAGGACAAUUAGGAAACUGGACCCUUGAAAUAAAAAAACUUGAGCGGGAGCAAUCAGUACAACCAAGUCAUCGUUAUAAGGCACCAGCCUCUUUUGCCCACCCCCCCAGCACCAGGUGUGGCCACUAGCCUAUAUGAAGGCCCAAAAUUGUGUGUUCCUUUCUGCUCUGACAAUGGCAUGCCCAUUCUUGCGAGAUGUGGUGGAUGAAGAAGCACUUGUGCUGAGGAGAGCCUUCAGGCGAGAAAGGGUCUUCAGGGACCGGUUGGACCCACUGGCCUUCCCUGAUGACCAUCUAUAUGAAAGAUGCAGGUUUUCUGCAGAUGGCAUCAGGUAUCUAUGCAGACUACUGGGUCCCAGGAUUAAGCACCGCACUGCACGGAGCCAUGCACUGAGUGUGGAGCAAAUGGUUUGUGUGGCCUUGCGCUUGUUUGCUAGUGGAGCCUUCCUGUACUCAGUGGGGGAUGCAGAACAGCUGAACAAGGCCACAAUUUGCCGCACAAUAAGGAGUGUGUGUCUGGCUAUCAAAGCAUUAGCAGAUGUCUUCAUCUCCUUCCCUGGCCACAGAAGACUCUGUGACAUGAAAGAGGAGUUCUAUAGGAUUGCUGGUUUCCCCAAUGUCAUUGGUGCAGUGGACUGCACACACAUAAGGAUAAAAGCCCCCUCAGGUGCCCAUGAGGCCGAUUUUGUGAAUAGGAAAUCCUUUCACAGCAUUAAUGUUCAGAUGGUCUGCAAUGCUGACUGUGUGAUCAGCAAUGUUGUGGCGAAAUGGCCUGGCUCAGUCCAUGACUCCAGAAUCUUUCGGGCCUCUGAAAUCUAUCAGUGCCUAUCACAAGGUGAAUUCUCUGGUGUGUUGCUGGGAGACCGGGGGUAUGGCUGCCAGCCUUUUCCCCUGACACCUUUCACAGACCCCCAGGAAGCACAGCAGGCCUACAACCAUGCCCAUGCCAGGACCAGGGCCAGAGUUGAAAUGACCUUUGGCCUCCUGAAGGCACGCUUUCACUGCCUUCACAAAUUAAGGGUCAACCCUGUUCGGGCAUGUGAUAUUACUGUGGCUUGUGCUGUCCUCCACAAUGUGGCCUGCCUGAGGAAGGAGAGGGCCCCCAGAGUGCCACCAGCCAUGGACUGGGACAAUCCGGCAAUCUUCCCUGAUGACGACAGUGGUCGGCUGCUGAGGGACCAAUAUGUGUUGAAUUAUUUUAGUUAGUAUGUGUGCUUUCAAUUUAGGUAAAAAAUGUCCUGCUGUGGCAGAGGAAAUAGGUUUUUUUUGGGUUGGUUUUUUUACGAAUUUGGCCUCUUAUGAUGUUUGUGCGGUAUACUGUGUGUAAUACAAGGCUGCAGGGAGGCUACUGCAUCCAUUCAUUUGUCUGUUCAGUUGAUGUGUAUGGAUUUGUCCUGCAUUUAUUUCAGUGUGCAGACAUCCAGGGUGUGUUAUAUACAGACCUUUGAAUGUGUAUGUAUCAUUUUGUAUAAUAUGCUUUGAUUCUGUGCUUUCCAUCUUGUAGAGUCACUGUGACUUCAGUUUCGAAAGGAGCUGAUAGUUUACCUGCUUUGUUUUGUCCUUAUUCAAUAAAGGAACAUAAUGU